GCUAAUUUGAAAGUCAAGGCGAAGAAAAAAGUCGCUUACCACAAUAAAAACAAGCUUGAAGCGCAAAACAAUUGAUCCCCAAAGUAAAAACCGGUGUCGUGUUACCCUCUUUCCAAUAUUACUUUUAUAAAGUUUACAUCUACAUGGAGAAAUAAAAAGUUGGAGAAUUUUGGCUAACCUAUAACAAUGUUUCGCAUACCGGUUUCGAGUAAAUUGGUUCACCAAAAAGCCUGGGUACGGGCGAAUUCUUCGAGCAGUUUCAUAAGGAAUAGUUUUAUUGAUUAUUUUGUUAACAAUCAUGGGCAUAAGCACGUCAAGUCCAGUUCUGUGGUGCCUCUGUGUGACCCUUCAGUGCCCUUCGUUAAUGCUGGGAUGAACCAGUUUAAAGGAGUAUUUCUGGGUAGAGUAGAGCCACCGUGCCCGCGAGCUGUGAACUCACAGAAGUGUGUGCGUGUGGGGGGGAAGCACAACGACCUGGAUGUGGUGGGGGUUGAUGGUCACCAUCACACAUUCUUUGAGAUGCUCGGUAACUGGUCUUUUGGGGACUAUUACAAGAAAGAAGCUUGUCAAAUGGCCUGGGACCUGCUGCUGGGACCUUACAGGCUGAAACCUGAGAACUUACUAGUGACCUACUUCUCAGGGGAUGUUAUUCUCAAUCUCACUGAAGACAGGGAGUGCAGGGACAUUUGGAAGGAAAUUGGUGUACCAGCAAGCCACCUUAGGGCACAGAACGCAGCAGAUAACUUCUGGGAGAUGGGCGCGACGGGUCCGUGUGGUCCCUGCACCGAGAUACACCACAUCAACCCUGAUGGAAGCCUCACUGAGAUCUGGAAUAUUGUCUUUAUACAGUGCAACAGACAAUCUGACGGCUCCGUGACGGGUCUCCGUCGGCAGCACGUGGAUACCGGCAUGGGGCUGGAGCGCAUGGCGGCGCUGCUGCAGGCAGUGCCUUCCAACUACGACACCGACCUGUUCCGACCCAUCAUCAGUGCUAUCGAGAAGAACAGCGUUGGUGUCCCGGAGUACAGCAGUAGGUACGGCGCAGACGCAUCCCUGGACGCGGCGUAUCGGCGGCUGGCCGACCACGCGCGCAUGAUCAGCGUGUGCCUCGCCGACGGGGUCUUCCCGGCUAAUAGCCUAAACCUGAAACAGAUACUCCGAAAAUCCUUUAAGAUGUCGUCAGAAAUAUUCCAAAACAAGAACUUACUGUUCACACUAUACGACGAAGUCGCCGCAACCCUGGGAGCAGCUUACCCGGAGCUGAUUAGCAAGGAAAAGGACGCCAAGCUGAUCUUAGCUCACGAACAGGACUCGUAUGACCGGUUGAAGAGUAACAUGGCUAAGAAGUGGAAGGACUUGGUGAGGCAGUAUCCAGAGGUUGAAGCCUUUAGUGAUGUGGAGAUGGCUGGGUUCGCGCAAGGAUAUAAGGAGUUUAAAGAGACAAUGUCAAAACAAACGACGAACGUCAUGCCAGGAGAACUCGUCUUCAAACUGUACGACACGCACGGUUUCCAAGAAGACAUCAUAGAACGAAUAGCCAAACAGAACAACUUGGACAUCGACAAGAAAACGUUCUGGAAACUUCUCGCCCAACACAAGGCCAAACACAAGACUGCUCUUAAAGAACAAUCGUCCAACAAAGGUCUCCUAUUCGACAAAGCGAUAGAAAAACUCGUCAAGAAACGUUACAAGUCUACUAACGAUCUUCCGAAAUAUGAUUACGCUAAUAAAUCCGGCAAAAUCACCUUCCCAAGUUUAAGAACCAAACUUGUUGCUAUUCUCAACGAAGAUAUUACAUGGAUAGACUGCCUGGAUCCAGCUGAAAACAAACCUUAUUACCUAGUAACUGAAAGCACAAAUUUCUACUGCGAAGAAGGAGGACAGGCAUCCGAUAGCGGUGUUAUACGGCUAAAAGAAGGUGUGACAUUUAACGUGGACAAUGCAUUUAAAAUUAGAGACUUCGUAUUUCAUAAAGGUUAUUUCCAUAUUCAUCCAAAGUGUGUUAAACCUUACGUUUUGUGUGACGACGAAGUUGAAAUGUCAAUUGACAGUGAGAAAAGACUGAAUAUUAUGAAGAAUCAUACAGCAGUGCAUCUGUUGAACGCUGCUAUAAGGAAAGCGCUUCCGAAUAGUGUUGUGUGUCAAAUAGGUUCUAGUGUAACUGAUAAAGGACUCUCUUUAAAUUUGUCGGUUUACGGCGAGAAGCUGUCGCCGAAGGUUGUUAAGGAAGCUGAAGAAUUAGUUAGGAAAUCAAUAUCGUCGAACGUGUGGCUCGAGCUGCGCGUGUUGGACAGCGUGGGGCUGUCCCAGGAGCCCGACGUGGUGACCGUCCCCGGGGAGGCCUACCCCGAGACGGGGCUGCGGCUCGUCACUAUGUCUGGCCCACUGCCUUCACGCGAGCUAUGCUGCGGCACGCACGUCCCGUCAACGGGCGAGCUGGGAGACUUCCUCAUCACGCUGGUGAAGGGCGCCGGCGGCAACGCCCCCAAUAUACACGCGAUCACUGGCCACGCCGCCGCUGAGGCUCGAGAACAAUUCUGUCGCGCUGAGAAGCUACAGCAAGUAUUGGAGCUGGUCAGCCCUGAGCGCAAGGAUGAGGAGCUGAACUGCAUCAAGCAGCAGCUGGUCAGGAUAUGCGGCAGCAGCGGCGCGCCGCAAGGGGAGUACGCGCAGUGUCUGGCGCUGAUCGACAGCAUUAAGAAGACUGAAGUUAACAAAACCGAACUUGCUUUGCAGGCAGUAGCAGAAGAGGAAGUCAGGGAGGUCCUCGCCGAAGCGUCUCACUCGCGGCGGCGGUUCGUGGUGCACUUCCUGCGGUGCUCGUACCUCAUGCAGGCGGCCGACCUGCGCCGCGCGCUGCAGCCGCCGCCCGCCGCGCCCGCGCUCAUGCUGGGCUGCGCAGGGGGAACCAUCAUUGCUGCGUGCCAUGUGCCCCGGGAGCUGGUGACAGACUCGUUCACGGCGACGAGCUGGUUGACCUGCGUACUGCCAGUGUUCCAAGCACAGCUGGAGCCCACAGACUGCGCGACCUACGCGGAGAUGACCGCCACCAAGGUGAGCCUAAUAACGUGCGAGCAGAUGGUCCAGGACGCGAUGCGCGUGGCCAUCAAGUUCGCGCAGUCCCACGCCCAGCGCUGGGACUCCGGCGACUCCGGCGAGCCCAGCAAGGACCGCCGACAGAACUAGUCUGUAGCUUUAGUCUGUAUUUGUACCUUAUGAACAGCGAUCAGGAUGGGUAUUGCCAUUUGCGAGAUUUGUCAUAACAUGGAUAUGCCUCCCAAGUCUUUUAUUUUAUCUAUUUUUUUUGGACGUACAGCCAAGGAGCAAUAGUUCUAUCACUGAGUCCAGCGAAUUAUUUGUACAGAGUGGUGAAAUUAUGAACCAUUAAUUGUCAUAAUUAUAAAAUUUGUUUUUGUAGGGGUUUUAACGACAGGAGGUCUUAAUUGCAACCAGUUAAUUUAUUACUCUGCAAGAAACUGAUGUCCUUAGAAGAGGUUUAGUACGAACUACUCUGAACCGGCGUGCGUGUAUGUAACGAUUGAUGAGUGUGGAGGAAGCGAGAGAAAUUUGUCAGGAUCGAAGUAAAUAGAAUUCCAUAGACUUUGCUUCCUGUAUUUAUUUUUAUCGAGGCUUGAGCCACUCUUGACGGUUAUGCUAGCCUCAUAUUUUACAGCAUUUAAUGAUAAUCACUUUACAGUAGAUCAAUACUACAGAUCUACACCAUACCGUUGAGGGGUUGUAAUUCCUAACAGACACAGUAAAUCUCGAAACACAAUAUUAUAUUUUUUAUUAAACAUUUAUAUUUAUUUUGUGAAUUAUUUUGGUCAUUUGUUACGUAUUUGUUUUUUUUUAUUAUUAUUAUUUACCUUUGAUGGGUUUGCUCUUGACCCCAAACUUGCCCGAAGGUAUUGACGAAGCCGAAGAUGGAGCGAGCUCGCCCAAAAGGUGCUUGUUCACUAUGGCCUUGAAAGCACCCGGGUUAUAUGCAUUCGGAAAUACAGAAGACUGCAAAGAAUUCCAAUCAAUAGCAGUGCGCAUAAUGAAGGACGAUGCGAAGCGCUUUAUGCGAAUAGUUUAUUAUUCAUUAUUUGGUCUGGAUCGUAAAUUUUUUACAAUUAUAAUAUUACUAACUGUACUUAUGAUAUCACAAACAGUUUACUUUUAUUUAAUACAAGAAAAGGACAAUAUUAUUAUGUAACGUAAUCUCGAAAAUAUCGAAGUCAUAUCCAUGUUAACGACAACAUUCAGGGUUAUUGGCGCCAAAUGGGCCCCAAAUGACCUAUCCCUAUCACAACUUACGACCGUGACGCCAUUACGCUGUUUUCGCAGAAUGGCCCUUUCUCAUAAUGACCCCCCCCCCCCCCCCUGCUGGUCUAAAAACGUCACAUGGAAGCAAUUUAUCUGAAAAGCAAUAAUGCUAUUUGACAUUUGCGCAUACAUAUUUGUUUUGUUUUUAUUUUCCCCGAAAGGGCAAGGUACGUAAGACAUGGCUGUAUGGGCAUAGUUCCCUUUGCCUUACCCUUCGGGGAAAACCAAAACAAAAAAAAAAGAAAGGGCAAGGCAAAGGGAACUAUGCCCAUACAGCCAUGUCUCAUGUUCCGAUAUAAUAACACUAUUUGUUUUCCGACUAACUUGAGAUCAUUAACCACAAAACGCCACUUCGUAUUAAUUAUUUAGAUUAUUCAAUGAAAAAGCUAUGUCGGCAGGCAUUCACAUUCCCGCCAAAAAGCCUUGCGCAUACAUAACUAAGUGCGCAAUGCAAACAAAUAUCAAAUAGCAAUAUUGAAUUGUAGGUUAAUUGCUUCGAUGUGGCCUUUUUAACCAUCUUCUUUCUUCUUCGAAACUUCGAUGUGUAAUAAUAAUACAUUUUGUUCAUUGUAAUUUCAUCUACAUUUCACAAAUUUUGUCGUUGUAUACAAUCAGGUAAGAUUAAAGAUUGAUUUGAGAUCGAAUGAGGGGCUUUUCAGGCUACGUUCCCAAGAUGGCACUGUAAAAAAAAUCCUUCGUUUAACCUUGUAAUUUGAUGGAUAACAGACAUAUGCAUCUUUUAUCUUUGUUUUUGGGUAUAUAUUAUGACUCUUUACACCCAGGCAUAAUACAUCUUCCACCCGUUAUUGUUGUCAUCAAAAUAAAGAGAAGCAAUAUAGGUAGCAACCCCCAACUCACCUAAUAAAUCUGGAAGAAAUCUCUUUAAGUGAUAAGGCCGCUAUUUGCCAUGCACCUAGUCUUGUAACUAUUUUUUUGUAUUUUGAUGCAAUAAAGUAUAUUUGUAUUUAUAGUAACAUAAUUCUAUAUAUAAUUUGAUCGGAAUAUCAAACAACAAUAGCUUAUUUGAUCAUCACGAUGAACAUAGCAACUUGUUAUUCUUUAUGUGAGGUUAGUUUGACUGCUUUAGAUAAUAAAACUUACUGAUGUUUGUGAGACGAACGAACUGAGGAGACUAGCGUUGAAAAUUCCGAAAGAAACAAAUUGUUUUUUUCGGUGAAAAAAACGUCAGUUCGUUUUUUACCGUUUUAUUUGUUUGUUACAUUGAAAUAUAUCAGAAAAAAACCUUAGGAAAAAAACGGGUAUUUAAUUAAUUUUCGCCGUUUAAUUCGACAAAUUAGAAAAAAACGAUUGAAAAAAACAAGUUUUUAUCACCAAAUUUUUAAAACAAUAAUGCAUAUUGUAUUUCUAUCUUGCUCACAAAUCAGAUACAAAGUCACUGUCGCUUUCUGAAGAAUCAGUAUUACAAGGCUCAAAUUCAAAAGAUUUAGAUUGCAUUAAAUGUAAAUUUGAUCUAACGUAUACUAGCACGUGAAUUGUUAAAAUUAUUCAAUAAGACUGAAAAGUACCUAACUACUAAAAUUAGGUUGCAGUAAUGCGUGCGUGACAUGAACUAAGUAUCUGUGGGUCGGUAUGAGCGUAUGACAACAAAACAAGAAAAAAAACAUUCGACCCUCCUAUAUAUAAUAAAAAUAUUCUUCUAAAAACAUUAAUACUUUUCCGUUUCUUUCAUAUUUUUCCGGUUUUUUUCGUUUUAUUCAUAAAAAACAUGAAAUAUUUCAUAUUUAUUUUUCUUGAAACUUUCGAAUAAAACUUGUAUAAAAACGAAAGAAUUUGAAAAAAACGGGAAAAAUUCCCGCUUUUUUCAACGCUAGAGGAGACUGGUACCGAGACAAACCGUAUUGUGGUUUAACGGUAUCAGUGGUUUAAAAAAAAAGUUUGACAACCUAGUCAAAUGAGAUACUUUUUACGAAAUGUCAAAACGAAAAUUUUCUUUGGAGUUUAUAUGGAAAUAAUGUCCUGUGACGUCAUCAAUAAAAGCGGUCAAACGUCGUACUCAUUUUUACUUAAUUCAUAAAUAAAAUUAGAAAUUAAGUCGAAAAGUAAAAUGAGAUUGAUUUUUGAUCAUCUUAGACUGGCUUCUAUAUUUAGAUUAGCAUUUUAUAAUUUAUCUUUGACCUAGCCAAAUACCCUGUUAUUUUUAUAUAUGCAUGUAUCAUUGCGUUAUAUUUUUGAAAGUUUAUUUAUUUAUUUGUUUGUACACAAUAAAACAGACACAAGAAACAUACAAAGAAAACAGAUAGUACAGGCAAGCUUAUCUCUAAACAAAGAGAUUUCUUCCAGCUGACCUACGUGACAAGAGAGACUUUCAACGUAUAAUAUUAUAUAGAUAGACAUACAUACGCGUACAAAAUAUUUAGAAUUACUUAUACUAAUAUAAAACAAAAUAUUAACCUAAACCUACAAACCACAUUUAAAUAAAUUAUAUAUUAUAUAUAUUUCAUAAAUAUAUUAUAAUAAUUUAUGUACCUGAGUAAGGAGAAAAUAGAUAAUUAUCACGUUAAAUCUGGACAGCGCCAUCUAUAUUAUCUUCGGGGAAGGUAGCCUGGAAAGUCCCUUAUUGAUUGAAGAAUUUCGUGUUAUGGUGAUUGAGAGCGAGUAUCAAAGCUGGCACAGCCAUCGUUAAUAGGUGCUUGAGUAAAACUCAACAUAAUAAAUAUAAUAACCUAUAAAACGUAGCAUAAUUAGAGUGCAUAUCUCUCGUCUCUUUCGCGCUAGACGAUGUAUUAUAUCUCUGUCCUGCUUUCAUUCUAUUCAUGAUACGUUUUGUAAGGCAUAGUCAUAUGACACGAUCACAAUACAAUUAUAUAAGUAAUGGAUGUGAUUAGUGGUGUACCGUUCUCGGAAUGUUCCCAAAGUGGGAAAAACUGUAAUAGUAAAGACACUGGGCCUGUGCCCAGCAGUGGGACGUAUAUGGACUGUUUAUGUAGGUAUGUCUGUAGUAAAGACACUGGCUGCUUUUCUUACUUUAGAACCCUGUCGCACUAUCAUAUUUGACGUUGUAUAUUUGUUGUUGUGUAUACAUAUGUAUACACUUUGAAACCAUUUCACAUUAACUUUUGUGACAAAUUAAGCCGAAAGUCUCGUUAAACGUCAAAUAUGAUAGUGCGACAGGGUUCUAAAGUGGGUACAUGGAAUUGCUUAUGACUGUACUCUGUUCUUAUCUGUCUAAAGCAGUGGUUCCUAACCUGGGGGUAAUUACCCCCUCAGGGGUAAAACGGAAAUUCUAGGGGGGGUAACACGGGAUGGCACGAAAUAGUAUUAUAACUCUUGUUACUUUAAAAACAAAAGCCAGAAACCGUCUGAAUGUUGAGCAUCACAUGAGAUGCGCGUUGAGUGAAACCGAACCUAAUAUUGUCAAACUUGCGAAUGCAAAGCAAUUUCAACCUUUACACUAGUUAACUCCGUUACUAGCUACCUAAACGUGCAUUUUCUUACUUACAUAAUAAACAUAUAUUCGUUCGAAUUUGUGUGGUUUUAAUUAUUUUAAAUUAGGGGUAAACGCAAUUUCCAUACUUGUUCACAGGGGUGUGACAUUAAAAAGGUUAGGAACCACUGGUCUAAAGGCCAGGUGAUAAAAAUAUUUUUACAUAAGUUUUGUGCCUUAUUACUACGGAACGGCACGUCACUGGAUGCGAUUCUUUCAAGGUCAAACUAUCGGUUGAUUUCUCUGGUUUUAAUUGGUUUGCUUUGACAAUAAUAAUAACAAAACGUAAGCUCAGCGAGCAAUGGCGGCCCUAGGGCGCAGAAAUGGGGGGAGGCAAAAUCAACCAAGAUUGGUCCACCUGGGAACUAAAACUUCAUCGGGUUAGAUUGCGGCCACAUAAAACUUAUACCAGUUGGCCGUAAACACCAUUUUUAAAAGAUGUAGGGUGGUAUUAAACGAAUCUCGGCUGAGACUGCCCUCAAGAUCAUGCCCUUGUUGUAUUUAAGAAUAAUGAUAUACAGGGUGUUAGUGACAUCGUAACGAAAACUUUGAGGGAUGAUUGAGACCAUGAUUCUGAGAUGAUAUCAAGUGGAAUUUUCCGUCGCAAAAGUAUGGAACAGAAAAUAACUUAAAAAAAAUUUCAUGAAUUUUCCGACUGAAAAUUCCACUUCAUUUCAACUCAGAAUCAUGGUCUGAAUCAUCCCCCUCAGUAUUCUUUACGGUGUCACUAACACCCAUACCUACUUGUAUGGCUACAGUAUGUACUUGCGCGGGGUGUAAGUGACAUCGUAACGAAUACUGAGGGGGAUGAUUCAGCUGAUUAUUCUGAGUUAAUAUCAAGUGGAAUUUUUCAUCGCAAAAGUAUAGAAUUGAAAAUGAUUAAAAAAAAACUAAAAAAAAAUCAUGAAUUUUGCGACGGAAAAUUCCACUUGAUAUGAACUCAGAAUCAUGGUCUCAAUCAUCCCUCAAAGUUUUCGUUACGAUGUCACUAACACCCUGUAUACAAAAAAAAUCAACAAUGAUUGACCUUGAAAGAAUAGUGCAUUUAUUUUUGAGAAUGCUGAACUUAUUGCAUUUUGAUGUUCAUAGUGCUGAUUUUAGCAGACACUUGUCAUUUUCUUAUCCGCCGAAAAGGAAAGAGACGGAUGAUUGACAGCUGUUAAUUUUAAAAUUAAUUAAUAACCCGGGCGAAUCAAAUAGGCCUCUCUGUCAAGCAACCCAUUUGACAUGUUCCGUCAACUUAAUUCUGUCGGCCUAAACGUAAAAUUUUAAAAAAAGUUGGUUAAUAUUUCUGUCUUAAAGUGACGUGUGGUGUGUCCCAUAAAGUUUAGCCUAACAAUUACCCGUCCCUUUCCUUUUCGAUAUAUAAGAGAAUGACAGGUACAACUUUAUAAGAGGAGAGGUGUCUACUGUAAUCACCACUAAAUUGUGUUAAGAUAUUUUAGUCUUCCUUAUAAUAAUUGCUUUACUUUUAUUUUUGUAAAUAAACUAUGAAUUUUUUUAGA
Pectinophora gossypiella (pink bollworm) is the source of this 9258-nucleotide messenger RNA. It is a transcript of the gene AlaRS-m, whose product is annotated as alanine--tRNA ligase, mitochondrial. The record is from RefSeq and is a predicted model, not a curated record. The coding region runs from base 187 to 3186 and encodes 999 amino acids. The transcript is spliced from 14 exons. Lineage: Eukaryota; Metazoa; Arthropoda; Insecta; Lepidoptera; Gelechiidae. Gene Ontology annotation, cellular component: mitochondrion; cytoplasm. Gene Ontology annotation, molecular function: amino acid binding; ATP binding; alanine-tRNA ligase activity. Gene Ontology annotation, biological process: tRNA modification; alanyl-tRNA aminoacylation.